UACAGUAAGGGGGAGUGUGGUGGUGGUGGUGGCUGCGUGAAACGCGCGUGCGUUCGGCUGUCAAUGUCAGUGCUGGGGCAAAGUGCUCAGUUGGUGUUUCCCGUCCGAGUUGCGAUUACAGAAUAGAUUAAGAGGGCCCCCUGGGCAGGGGUCAGAUGUCCAGGCAGCCUUAAUGUCAGGAGUUGACAACAGCCCGUAACAGCCCUCACAACCUGGAACGGCUCAGCCACCGCCACCACGGGCAAAGGAGGUGGUGAGACAUCCUGCACCGUAUUUUCCCACGAGGGAAGAGGGUGACUGACGGCCCUGCGCGAUGCCGCUGUCGGACUUCAUAUCCGCCCUCAAGGACAACCCGUACUUCAGCGCGGGCUUUGGGUUGGUCGGGGUGGGCACAGCGCUGGCUGUGGCGCGGAAAGGCGGGCAGGCGGCGGCCGUGGCGUUCCGGCGCCACUGUGUGACCACACUGGAGGUGUCAAGCCGGGACAAGAGCUAUCACUGGCUUUUGAGCUGGGUGACGCACCAUGCGGAACACACGCAGCACUUGAGCGUGGAGACCACCUUCUUGCAGCACGAGAGCGGCCGCGUGGCCACCCACUUCGACUUCGUGCCCAGCCCUGGGACCCACGUCAUCUGGUACAAGAUGAACUUGAUCCGGAUCGAGCGGAACCGAGAGAAGCAGAUGUUGGAUCUCAACACGGGUAUUCCCUUUGAAACUGUGACGUUCACCUCCUUCGGACGAAAUCGGCAGCUCUACUUCAGCAUCCUCAAUGAAGCACGGGAGUUGGCACUGAGGCAGGAGGAGGGCAAGACGGUGAUGUACACGGCCAUGGGCGCCGAGUGGCGGCCGUUUGGGUUCCCGCGCCGACGCCGCCCACUCAAUUCUGUGGUGCUGCACGAUGGGGUCGCUGACAAGAUCAAGCAAGACGUGCAUGAAUUCAUCAGCAACCCCAAGUGGUACUUGGAUCGUGGCAUCCCCUACCGCCGAGGCUAUCUGCUUUAUGGGCCACCAGGCUGUGGCAAGAGCAGCUUCAUCACAGCACUGGCUGGCAAGCUCGAGUACAGCAUCUGCCUUCUGAGCCUGAGCGACCGUAGCCUCUCGGACGACCGACUCAACCACCUGCUGAGCGUCGCUCCACAGCAGACGCUCAUUCUGCUGGAGGAUGUCGACGCAGCCUUCGUCAGUCGAGAAACGUCGACUGAAAAUCCUUCAGCUUACCAGGGACUGGGGCGUCUCACCUUCAGUGGACUUCUUAAUGCGCUGGAUGGAGUGGCGUCCACUGAGGCCCGCAUCGUCUUCAUGACCACAAACCACAUCGACAGGCUGGAUCCAGCCCUGAUCCGCCCUGGACGCGUGGAUUUCAAGCAGUAUGUGGGCUACUGCUCGUCCUGGCAGCUGGAACAGAUGUUCCUUCGCUUCUACCCGGACGAACCAAUCGAAGCAGCACGUAACUUCGCGGGCGCGCUUGCUGAUCUGGCAGUGAAGAUGACCGGGAAUACUGAGUCGCUGCAGCUGAGUCCAGCACAAGUGCAGGGGCAUUUCAUGCUGUACAAAAUGGACCCACAGGGUGCCAUUUGUAAUGUUGGCGACCUCGCAAAGUGAUUACCGGGUUGACCCACGGGGCCACAAAAACUCUGCUGACACGUGACAAGCAUGCAGCCUGCAGCUUCGAUAACUAUCACUCUACGAAGGUGCCAUGAGAAGAGGAUGGUGGACGGAGGCUUGUUAUCUUCUUCACUUACUAGAAUUGUCAAGGGAAGAGGUUGAUUGUGAAUGAGGAGCAGCACGCAUCGACCAGCUCAGGAUAAUUGUUCUGCCAGUGGGCUGCAUAGACCAAGAUUGUUGUUGUGUUUUUACAAACAAUAUUAAAAUGAAGGUUUUCACGUGGAAGUCGCAAUGCAGUGAUUUGGAGAAUUACAGGUGAACUUAAAUUGCUUGAUGGACUUUAUUUUGAUAUAAUAACGUAUAUUUAUUGUUCAUUUGUCAUUGAUAUUCAGGAAUAAAAACAUGAGACUCGCCUGUGACGAAUAAUUGUUCUUUUUAUAGGCUAUUUACGAUGUUUUUUUGUACUAAAUCUAUUUGCUGUGUAUAUUUGUUCUUACAAAUGUAAUCGCCACUAGCCUUGCCAUGUCCAUUUGGUUGAAUUGGCACAGCAUGGUUAGCUGUCAUUGAAAUAACACCAGUAGGUAGGGUGUCUGGAAUUUAAACUUAUUCACUGAAAAAUUAUCACAAUAUUUGUUUUUGUUUAGAAUACAAAUUAUCGUAUUGGUUUUACAAUGUCAGCAUGUCUCCAUUGCAUUUUACUUUGUACAAAUACUAUAUUACUGAAUAUAUACUAAGCCAGAAACUGGUUUCGCACUCGAUUUACACAUGGAGGUUUUUUUCGUCUUUAAAAUAAAUUAUUAACGUCAAAUAUA
Molecule: messenger RNA, 2415 nt
Organism: Lethenteron reissneri (Far Eastern brook lamprey)
Lineage: Eukaryota; Metazoa; Chordata; Hyperoartia; Petromyzontiformes; Petromyzontidae
Gene: BCS1L
Product: mitochondrial chaperone BCS1
Molecular function (GO): ATP hydrolysis activity; ATP binding
Source: RefSeq, a predicted model, not a curated record